Molecule: messenger RNA, 3947 nt
Organism: Phycodurus eques (leafy seadragon)
Lineage: Eukaryota; Metazoa; Chordata; Actinopteri; Syngnathiformes; Syngnathidae
Gene: idua
Product: alpha-L-iduronidase
Exons: 14
Coding region: 161-2086 (641 amino acids)
Biological process (GO): carbohydrate metabolic process
Molecular function (GO): L-iduronidase activity
Source: RefSeq, a predicted model, not a curated record
GUGGUCAAACGUUGUUAGUUUGUGAUUAUUUCUUUAGGGACUUCGUCGGGAGUUUAUCCGGGACGACGGAACUCUUGAAAUGCUGAGUUCAUUUACCCUUUUUCUUCAUCGGGGGCUUUCGAACGCGACAAUUUAAAAGUUGUCACGCUCCCUUGCAGAAAUGCCGAGGAAAGCAUUGCUUGCGUUUGCAUUUCUUGCGUGGAUCACAUCAGAAGCUGCUUCGGAUUCUUUUGUCAUCAACGUCGACCUUGGAAAACCAGUAGCACCUUUGAAACACUUCUGGAGAAGCACUGGUUUUUGUCCUCCUCUUCCUCACACCGAGGCGGACCAGUUUGACCUGAGUGUUGACCAGCAGCAGAACCUGGCUUAUGUGGGUUCGGUCCCCCAUGGAGGGAUCCAGCAGGUCAGAAUCCACUGGAUGUUGGAGCUGGUCACUGCCCAAGAUGUUGGAGGACAACCCCAGUACAAUUUUACAAAACUGGACCAGCUAAUGAAUCUCUUAUGGAUUAAUGGACUGCAACCAGGUUUUGAACUGAUGGGCAGCGUCUCAAACUACUUCACCAACUUUGAAGAGAAAUCUCAAGUGUUCAAAUGGAGAAAUUUGGUUCAUCUCAUAGCCAAGAGGUACAUCGACAAAUUUGGUCUUGGAAGUGUUUCUCAGUGGAACUUUGAAACAUGGAAUGAGCCCAACAACCAUGACUUUGAUAAUGUCAGCAUGUCAAUUCAAGGGUUUCUAAAUUAUUACGAUGCCUGUUCGGAGGGUCUGCGGGCUGCCAGCAACUUGCUGAAGUUUGGUGGUCCGGGAGACUCCUGUCACUCGCCCCCACACUCUCCUUACUGCUGGGCCAUGCUUCAACACUGCUACAAUGGCACCAACUACUUCACUGGCGAGACGGGCAUUCGGAUUGACUACAUUGCCCUGCACAAAAAGGGAGGAGGUUGCGCUUUGCCAAUCCUGCAGCAGGAGCUGCAGACCGUGGGGGAGAUCCAGGAGCAUUUCCCCCAGUUCCGCAGUCGUCCUGUGUACAACGAUGAGGCUGACCCACUGGUGGGCUGGUCCCGGGCUCAGGAGUGGAGAGCAGACGUGACCUAUGCUGCCAUGGCGGUCAAGGUGAUCAGCCAGCAUCAGGAUGUGCUGUCGGCUAACACUAGCUUCAACUACGCCCUGCUGAGCAACGACAACGCCUUCCUCAGCUACCACCCUCACCCCUUCACCCAGCGCACUCUGACCGCUCGCUUCCAGGUCAACAACACCCAGCCGCCUCAUGUGCAGCUCAUCAGGAAGCCCAUCCUCACCGUCAUGGGCCUUCUGGCUCUGUUAGGUGAGACACAGGUCCUGGCACAAGUUUCGAACUCCUCAAGCGCUGAUGAUUCCCACAGCGGACGCGUGGGAGUUCUUGCAAGUACCCACGGGCAAGAAAUCCCCAGUGGUUCAGACAGCUGGCAGGCCGCUUUGCUGGUCUACAGCAGUGACGACAACCGCACGUCGGCCAGCAUUAAUGUUGUCACUGCGUCGCUGAAAGGACUGGAGCCGCACACAGGUCUUGUAUAUGUCACCUAUCUCCUGGACAAUAAUGUGAGUAACCCAUAUCAACAAUGGCAAAAGAUGGGAAGCCCCAUCUACCCCACGACAGACCAGUUCACAAAGCUCAGGAACGUCCAGGACCCUCUCGUUGAUGGACCGUGGCCGGUGCCCGCAGGCGACACUCUCACUUUGAAGGCAAGACUGCGUGUUCCCUCUGUGCUGCUGAUACAUGUAUGUGCCCGACCCAAAGCCGCUCCAAACCAGGUCAAUGGUGUGCGCUUCAUCAGGAUCACCAGAGGCCAGGUCCUCGUUAUCUGGUCUGACGGCUGUGUUGAUUCCAAAUGCAUUCACACCUUUGAACUGGAGUACUCUGCAAGUCAGAAGGAGUUCAACAGGAUUAAUAGCCUCAACACCAUUUUUACCUCAUUUGUUUAUUCACCUGUGGACCAGGAGGUGAGCGGCUGGUACAGAGUCCGAGCUGUGGACUACUGGGGCAGGCCUGGGAUGUACUCACUGCCUGAGGAGUAUUCAGAGGACCUUUAUCUAUCUCAUCAUAUAUAGAAGACCACCAUGUCAUCGUUAUUUACGGACCUUGUAUCAUUUUAAAUGUCAAAUGAGACAGAUACUUCGAUAGUGUUUUGUUGUCAUGGUAAUGUAUUACAGCAUGACAAUUAAGAGGGGAGUUGCAUCAUCUUGUUCAAUCAAACAGAAGGGACUUUUUUCUUUUGGCAAUUACAUUACAUUUCAAUGGGGUAUUCUGUCAUGACAAUUGAAACUAUGACAGUUUUAAGUGUAACAGGAUUAAUAUUGUAUCAUCUUUAAUGGAGCGCUCGCCGACCUCAUUCCUGGAGCGAUGACUAAUGAAGUUGUCUUUGGUUGCUGGUUGGAACAUGUUUAGCCAGCUCCUGAUGAGAAGGAAAACAAAUAGUUCAAACAUCCACCACCUAAAAUUAUUCCAAACUUGUGUAGGGGAGGAGUGGCUGGAACUGUCCCCCCCCCCCCAUGCAAAUAUGCUCCUGUUUUUGAUGCUCAAUUCUCUGGCUAGCAGGGGGCAGGCCGCGGGAGAAGACCAGGGCGUAACCAUCCUCGCAGCUUCCGUCGGCGGCAAGUGUAGGUGAUGGCAUAGUCUGUGUCAAUGAUCCAGUAGUUGUCUCCUGGAGGAGCACAGAGCACACAUUUAUUGGUCCUGCACUAUGCAAUUCUCCAUCAUGCUGCCCUAAUUCAAUAAAAUAAAGCCCCAGUUAAGAUCACAACACUGAAUACAUUAAAAUCCAUUUACUGUAUAAGUUAAAAUGAAAACACACACAGUAGUUAUAAAAUACAGUUCAUGGCAAUGUGUUGAAUUGGUUCUAUUACCAAUUCAACACAUCAAUGUGUCCAUCAACACAAUUGUAAAAGCAGAUGCACAGAUUUAAGAAAUAAAUUUUAAAAAAAGCAAUAUUAUAUAGUAUAUACAGAAGUGAGUAAAUGUCAAAGGCCCUCCCAAGUCAUAUUAUUGUAAUAAGGAGACAGAUUUUUCCCCAACAAGACAACAGUGAUUUCCGCAUGUCGAAAGAUGGAAUGAAAUAUGCUGAAAAUGUAAAGCAUUGUCACAGUAACUAAUGGCCAUCCUAAUACUUUUGCACGAGUGUACACUGUGCACAUAAAGUAAUCAAUUGUACAGACUGCAUGUGUUUAAAUGUGAGUGAGUUAUUGACCAUACCUCCACUGGACAAGAUAGCCGGCCAGUCCCUGGUAGUUCAUGAACAUCUUGCCUGGGCUUUCAGGGUUAGGCACACAGUACUGAGCAGCCAUGUCAGCACACACAACCCAGAACCCGGAUGUCAUAUAGGAAGAAAAGGUUCAUACUCAAGGCUUUCAGUGCUUUGAAUGAAUGCAACAACCAUUGCUCACCCGAACAGAGUUGACUCUGCCACUGGAGGAGGCCACCAUGGCGCCGUCAUCUCCAACAAUGUACUCCGCAGAGAUGGUGUCCUGAAGGAACAAACCCUCUGGAUCUUUCUUCUGCAGGGCAUACUGAUGGCAAAAAUAAAGCUUUUUAGAGUCAUUCAUAAUACAGGUUUUCUACAACUGUAGUGAAGUCAGUGGUGGGAAAUACAAAAAUGUUGUACUAUACUUUUUUCCAGGUAUCUGUACUUUUCAUUUUUACUCCAUACAUUUGAAAACAGACCAUAUCUGUACUUUCUGCUCGUUACGUUUUAUAAAGAUUUUAAAUAUGGAACAAAUUUGGAUUGACAGAUUGGUUGAAUCUCUUAUAAAGCAGAAGAAAAAAAAAAAGAGCCAGCAACACGGAGGAACGUGAACCAGAUUCAAUCUAGCAAGCUAUAAGUCACUUGUUGAAUGUUGUCGGCUACAAUAAUUAAAAAAAAAUAAUAAAAAAACACAAUGGGAACAUGUUUUGAUGGCCCAAAAAAAAAAAAAA